CCUGGACCACGCCGGGGCUCUGAGCGGUCGCCCACCAUGAGCCCGAGGACCGCGCCGAGGCCGCCGGCGCUGCUGCCGCCGCUCCUGCUUUUGCUCCUGGUGGCGGCGCCCACGGAGGGCAAGGGCUGCAUCUGUAAAGACAAAGGCCAGUGCUUCUGUGAUGGGGCCAAAGGGGAGAAGGGGGAGAAAGGCUUCCCAGGACCCCCUGGGCCUCCUGGCCAGAAGGGAUACCCGGGUCCCGAAGGCCUGCCUGGACCACAGGGACCCAAGGGCUCUCCAGGAUCUCCAGGACUGACCGGUGCCAAAGGCGUGAGGGGAAUAACUGGAUUACCAGGAUUUUCAGGUUCUCCUGGACUUCCAGGCAUCCCGGGCCAUCCUGGACCUUAUGGACUUGCUGGUUUGCCAGGAUGCAAUGGUUCCAAGGGAGAGCCAGGGUUCCCAGGACUUCGGGGGACACCAGGCUACCCAGGGAUACCGGGUGUCACUGGUUUGAAAGGAGAAAAGGGUGCUCCUGCUGAAGGAGAAGGUAUAGGCCUUGAUGGAAAAGGUGACCCUGGGUUGCCAGGAGCUCCUGGAUUCCAGGGUUUGCCAGGCCUUCCAGGUUUUCCUGGACCUGCAGGUCCACUUGGCCCUCCAGGAUUCCUUGGCUUUCCGGGAGCCAUGGGACCUCCAGGACCUAAGGGUUACAUGGGCGAUAACGUGCUAGGACAGAAAGGAGAGCGGGGUGUGAAAGGAUUAACAGGACCGCCUGGACCACCAGGGACAGUUAUUGUGACUCUAACCGGCCCUGAUAACAGAACGGACCUCAAGGGAGAGAAGGGAGACCGGGGAGCCAUGGGACAGUCCGGACCCCCUGGACCCUCUGGGCCACCUGGAGAAUCUUAUGGAUCAGAAAAGGGUGCUCCUGGAGAACCAGGCCCGCAGGGAAAGCCUGGAAAAGAUGGUGCCCCCGGUUUUCCUGGCACUGAGGGAGCCAAAGGCGACAAGGGUUUCCCUGGGUUAAGGGGUGAAGAUGGCAUUAAGGGGUGGAAAGGAAACUCUGGCCCGCCAGGAUUUCGUGGUCCAACAGAAUAUUAUGAUGCAUACCAGGAAAAGGGAGAUGAAGGAAUUCCAGGCCUACCAGGGCCCAAGGGAGCUCGUGGCCCACAGGGUCCCAGUGGUCCCCCUGGAGCCCCUGGAAGUCCUGGGUCAUCAAGGCCUGGCCUCCGAGGAGCCCCUGGAGUACCCGGCGUGAAAGGAAGUAAAGGGGAGCAAGGGCCCCCAGGAAAGACUGCAGCAGGGCCUCCCGGGUCCCCCGGCUGUCCUGGUUCUCCAGGUCCUAUGGGGUUCCCGGGACCUCCAGGCCCACCAGGUGGUAUUGUUUUUCGUGAAGGUCCACCUGGAGUUGGUGGACAUCCAGGCCAUAUAGGGUCGCCAGGUAUCCCAGGAGUCGGUGGACCCAAAGGGGAGCCGGGCCUCUUGUGCACACAGUGUCCUUAUGUCCCAGGAUCUCCAGGCCCCCCUGGAUUGCCAGGGUUAGAAGGCGAAAAAGGAUUCCAAGGAGAACCAGGGGCAGCUGGCAUUAAAGGAAGCCCAGGGUCCCCAGGAAGUGCUGGUCUUCCAGGAUUUCCAGGAUUCCCAGGUGCUCAGGGUCAGCCAGGACUUAAAGGAGAAAAAGGUGAAGCAUCUCAGCCAGAGGGACAAGUGGGUGCCCCAGGGGAUCCAGGACUCCGAGGACACCCUGGAAGAAAGGGCUUGGAUGGCAUUCCUGGAACUCCGGGAGUGAAAGGAUUACCAGGACCUAAAGGAGAACCGGCCCUGAGUGGUGAGAAGGGGGACCCAGGUCUUCCAGGGGAUCCUGGUAUCCCUGGGUCCCCAGGACCCAUAGGACCGGCUGGACCAUCAGACUAUGGACCACAGGGAGAGCCUGGUCCAAAGGGCACCCAAGGACUUCCUGGAGCCCCUGGACCACCUGGAGAAGCCGGUCCUGAGGGAGAAACUGGUGUUUCUAUACCAGUCCCAGGGCCCCCAGGACCCCCUGGGCCUCCAGGCCGUGCUGGUCCCCGGGGUCCACCUGGUAUCCCUGGAUCCACAGGAGAAUGUGAUCUGGGUCUCCCGGGGCCUGAUGGUGAACCAGGAAUUCCAGGAAUUGGAUUCCCUGGGCCUCCUGGACCUAAGGGAGACCGAGGGUUUCCAGGAACCAAAGGAUCACCAGGUUGUCCUGGAGAAAUGGGAAAGCCAGGCUUACCUGGAAAGCCAGGCCUCCCAGGAAUCAAGGGAGAGCCAGGACUAGCCAUGCCUGGAGAACCCGGAGCACCAGGUUUGCCAGGAGAAAGAGGCAGCUCUGGGGAAACUGGAGAAAUUGGACUCCCUGGACUUCCGGGUCUCCCUGGAGUUCCAGGAACUGGGGGGCUUGAUGGACCACGAGGGGAUCCAGGGAAGCCCGGGCCACCUGGAGAAAGAGGACCCCCAGGAAUGUGCACAGAGGGUCCCAUGGGAGCUCAAGGACUUCCAGGCUUAAAUGGAUUGAAAGGGCAACCAGGCAGAAGAGGUGAAACAGGGCCAAAGGGAGACCCAGGUAUCCCGGGCUUGGAUAGGUCAGGAUUUCCUGGAGAACCUGGACUACCAGGAACGCCAGGUCACCGAGGGGAGAUGGGACCACCUGGUCCAAAAGGAUAUCCAGGAAAUCCAGGAUUUUUAGGGCCACCAGGUGAAAAAGGAAUAAUGGGGAUGAUGGGGUUUCCAGGCCACAUUGGUCCCCCAGGGCCUCCUGGGAACCCAGGCACCCCAGGACAGAGGGGGAGCUUUGGAAUUCCAGGAGUAAAGGGCGCAAGAGGACCCCCAGGAACCAAGGGGGAGCAGGGAGAGAGAGGAACUCCCGGGUCUCCCCAGAUAUUCCACUUAGUGGGGGACAAAGGGGAGCCAGGACUCAAAGGACUUGCAGGAAAGCCUGGUGAGAAAGGAAACAGAGGCAAUCCAGGGUUACCGGGUAUAAAAGGACUCCCAGGGCUUCCUGGACCAGCAGGACCACCAGGUCCCAGAGGAGAGCCGGGCAGCAUUGGGAAUCCCGGUGAGCCAGGACCACGUGGCAUCCCAGGAAGCAUGGGAAACAUAGGAGUACCAGGUACUAAAGGAAUGAAGGGAGCUGUGGGAUUCCCGGGUCUAGCUGGAAGUCCAGGCCUCCCAGGUAUUCAUGGUCUCCAAGGAGAUAAGGGAGAGCCAGGUUACUCAGAAGGUGCAAGGCCAGGACCACCAGGACCAAAGGGAGAUCCAGGAUUGCCAGGUGACAUGGGCAAGAAAGGCGAAAGAGGGCCCCCUGGCGCACCUGGACAUUCGGGGCCUGCUGGACCAGAGGGACUUCCUGGGAGUCCCGGACCCCCUGGCCACCCAGGGAAGUCUGGUCCUGGUGGUGAUUUGGGGUCCAAAGGAAUCAAAGGCUUCCCUGGCUUUCCAGGAAUAAAAGGCCCUCCAGGUCCUCCAGGAUUGCCAGGAAAUCCUGGACCAGUGGGUGAGAGAGGUAAUCAAGGACUUGAUGGAAUUCCUGGUCCAGCCGGAGAAAAAGGAGAAACAGGCUUGCUGGGAGCACCUCCAGGUCCAAGAGGGAAACCUGGUCCUCAAGGAGCCAAAGGAGACAGGGGAGCACCAGGCUUGCCCGGCCUUCCUGGCAGGAAAGGGCCAGUGGGAGAUGCUGGGCCUCCAGGGCCCAUUGGCAUGACAGGACCUCAAGGGGCACCAGGCUUUCCUGGUGUAACCAUCCCUGGCCAGAAAGGAGAUCGAGGUCCACCUGGCUCCAGAGGAAACCCAGGCAUGCCUGGUCCUCCUGGGCCUCCAGGGAGUCCUGUAGAAGGCAUAAAAGGAGACAAGGGGUUGAUGGGAGAGCCUGGCCGAAGAGGUCCACCUGGAGCUGUAGGAGACAUGGGGCCACCGGGUCCUCCGGGAGCACCAGGUGUCCCCGGUCAGCCAGGGGCCAGAGGUGAUCCUGGAUUCUACGGAUUUCCAGGCUUGAAAGGGGAGAAGGGUAAUUCAGGAUUUCCAGGACCACCUGGACCUCCAGGGCAAAUUGGGCCAAAAGGACCACCUGGUGUACGUGGAGAGCCUGGCACAGUGAAAAUCAUCUCCCUUCCAGGAAGCCCAGGCCCACCUGGUUCUGCUGGAGAACCAGGGAUGCAAGGAGAACCCGGGCCCCCGGGACCACCAGGAGAUCCAGGACCCUGUGGGCCAAAAGGUAAACCAGGGGAGGAUGGUCCACCAGGACCUCCUGGACCAACUGGAGAAAAAGGCAACAAAGGUUCUAAAGGAGAGCAAGGACCACCUGGAUCCGAUGGCCUGCCGGGCUUGAAGGGGAGGCCUGGCGACACUGGACCACCAGCAUCAGGGACAGUGAUGAGGGGCUUUGUCUUCACCCGGCACAGCCAGACCACAGCGAUCCCCUCCUGUCCAGAAGGGACAGAGCCACUCUACAGUGGAUUUUCUCUUCUCUUUGUACAAGGAAAUGAACAAUCCCAUGGACAAGACCUGGGAACACUCGGCAGCUGCCUGCAGCGAUUUACCACAAUGCCAUUCUUAUUCUGCAAUAUCAACGAUGUAUGUAAUUUCGCAUCUCGAAAUGAUUAUUCAUACUGGCUGUCAACACCAGCAAUGAUACCAAUGGACAUGGCUCCAAUUACUGGCAGGGCCCUGGAGCCUUAUAUUAGCAGAUGCACAGUCUGUGAAGGUCCUGCAAUUGCCAUAGCUGUUCACAGCCAAACCACUGAUAUCCCCCCCUGUCCUGCUGGCUGGAUUUCUCUCUGGAAAGGCUUUUCUUUCAUCAUGUUCACAAGUGCUGGUUCGGAGGGUGCCGGGCAAGCCCUCGCAUCCCCCGGCUCCUGCCUGGAAGAAUUCCGAGCCAGUCCAUUUAUAGAAUGUCAUGGAAGAGGAACAUGCAACUACUAUUCAAAUUCCUACAGUUUCUGGUUGGCUUCAUUAGACCCCAAAAGAAUGUUCAGAAAACCCAUUCCAUCAACUGUGAAAGCUGGGGAGUUAGAAAACAUAAUAAGUCGCUGUCAAGUGUGCAUGAAGAGGAGACCAUGAAGAAAUAAAGAAAAAAUAAAACUGUUACUUUUCAUCCUAAA
Molecule: messenger RNA, 5090 nt
Organism: Cervus elaphus (red deer)
Lineage: Eukaryota; Metazoa; Chordata; Mammalia; Artiodactyla; Cervidae
Gene: COL4A3
Product: collagen type IV alpha 3 chain
Exons: 52
Coding region: 37-5049 (1670 amino acids)
Cellular component (GO): collagen trimer; basement membrane
Molecular function (GO): extracellular matrix structural constituent
Source: RefSeq, a predicted model, not a curated record